CUACAACAAAAGGCUAUAGUUCCAGCUUUUUCCAGCUUUUAUCACCUAGCUACGUAUAAACCCGUGAUCUGUCUUAUGCCCCACAUCCAUCGAGCACAACAUGCCCAUUCAACUCGACGCCGCCUCUAUCGCCCGUCUCUCCCUACACGACCCCGCGCACUUCAGCAUCCAGCAUUCCCAAACAUGUCACCGCCUGGUGCUCCUGCAGCACUGGAACAUCCCUACUGACUCCAAGGCGCUGGAACUAGGAUGCGGGCAGGGAGACUGCACGACUGUCCUUGCCCAUGCUGUGGGCGAGCAGGGAAGAGUAGUAGCGGUCGAUCCGGCGGAAUUGGACUAUGGUGCUCCGUACACUCUUGGCCAAGCACAGAGUCACAUCUCGCAAGGUCCACUGGGCGAGCGAAUUACUUGGAUCCAACAAGCCCCCCUGGACUACCUUUCCUCCCUUUCCUUGCCCUCUUCCGCCUCCUGGCCGCCCGCCGGCGAAAGUAAGGCUUUCGACGCAACCGUUCUCGCCCACAGCCUAUGGUACUUCGCCUCCCUCUCGCUCAUUCUUUCGACCUUCCGUGCUCUCAAGCAGCACAGCAAGCGCCUCCUGCUUGCGGAGUGGUCGUUAGUCGCGACACACCCCUCAGCCCAGCCUCACGUAUUAGCUGCGCUCACCCAGGCGGCGCUGGAGUGUCGUAAGUCCAAGGGUAGUGUCUCGAACAUCCGCACGGUGCUGGGGCCAAAGCAGCUUACCGAACUGGCUCUGACUGCUGGGUGGCAGCUGGAGAGGGAGACCCGUAUGCAACCUGCGGAGGGAUUGUUGGACGGACAAUGGGAAGUCUCUGCUUGUCUUUCUUCCUCUUUCGAAAGGGUAGUCGAGGAGCAGGUGAGCGAUGAGAGAGAACGGGCAGUGGUUCUUGCGUUACGGGAUGCGUGUGAGGCGAGCUUGGAGGGUAUACAGGGCGGUCGGAAAGGAGUUAGGGCUAUGGAUGUUUGGGUUGCUAGUUUCGUCUGAUUGGGUGACCUGAGAGGUUUCCGGUCCUCUUCUUAGCCUGAUUUCUGACUCUUCUUACGCAAUGACCGAGCUCAAUAAGUCUAAGAAGCUUAAUGGCAAUACUCUUAAGACAAAGGGUAAGUACGGAUAUAUUGAACACGCGAGAGCCAAAAACACUUAAGAAGGCAACUCAACAAAGAUCUGCAUUCAUGAGAUACAGUUUUUACCCUAAUUUGAUUGUUUAUGAUUUAAUAUGAAC
Aspergillus homomorphus CBS 101889 is the source of this 1241-nucleotide messenger RNA. Its product is annotated as class I SAM-dependent methyltransferase. Lineage: Eukaryota; Fungi; Ascomycota; Eurotiomycetes; Eurotiales; Aspergillaceae. The record is from RefSeq and is a predicted model, not a curated record. The transcript is spliced from 2 exons. The coding region runs from base 101 to 1003 and encodes 300 amino acids.